AUGACGGAGAGUGAGAAGGCCGAAACCACACAAGUUUAUCAGAUGAAUGCGUGGAAUUCAACUCUGUUUUCGGAGGACGAGAGAGUCCAAUGGAGCACGAGGUUGAAAAUCAUUGUUGUGUCAGGAAAGGGGACUUAUGAAUUCACCACUGUUUGGAAGGAGGCUAGAAAGGCUGCGGAAAAGUUUCUCAUAGAGAAACACUCCUUCUCCUUUGGCAAAGUGCAAGAUCAGAAGUUCAUUGAAAGUGUUAAACAAUUCCCGUGUUUAUGGGAUACGCGACUGACCACCUACAAAUGCAACGAAACCAGGGGUGCAGCUUGGGAAAUUAUAAUAAAAGACAAUGGUAUCAAGGACGUACAAACUGCUAAGGCGAAAUGGAAAAAAAUGCGUGAUAAUCAUCGCGACGCAAUUAAAAGACAAAAUUCUACCAGAAGUGGCCAGGCGGCAAAACAAAUCACCAAAUGGAAGUAUCAAAAAAUAAUGGAGUUUUUGCUACCAUUUAUGCAAAAUAGAAAACGAACCUCAAAUUUCAGAGAUGAUUCAGAAUCUUAUGACGAUGAUACACAAAUGUCAGCCACGUUAAAUACCACAUUAAAUACUGCAGGCGAUCAAAUGUCAAACGAUUCAGAGCUAAUUCAAUUAGAAGACCUUCUUUCGAAUGAUCAUACACAAUCUACCCAAUCUUCCGGCUUUUCUUCAAAAUCUAAGAACAGAAAAUUGGGCGAUGGCUCCGAACUGCUUAGUCAAUUUCAAAGUAAUAACGAGCAGCGAACGAAGGAACGGGCUGAGUUAAAAGAGAUUCUUACAGCAUCCGAUGAUUUCGAUCAUUUUUUCCUCGCCAUAUUACAGCUUAAAGUGAAACGCACUGCAAUGACUGCUUUAAUGGAAGCCGAAGAAAUAAAUGAAGAAAACUCUUGGACCAAUCAAUAUGGUCCACCGCACAGAGCACCGUACGGUUAUUCCACAGCAGCUCAUACAGAAACAGUCACUUCGCAAACACAUGAAAACACACAAUCAUCAUCACUAAACAUUACAGAACAUCUGUAGUCUGUCUCCACCACCUCCUCCACCUGGAACUGAUAAUGAGCAACUUUGAUCGACCAUUAUAACCAAUCAUUCUAGUUUUUGUUGAUUUUUUUAAUAUUUAGAAUAGUUUUUAAUUAGUAAUUAUU
Molecule: messenger RNA, 1172 nt
Organism: Plutella xylostella (diamondback moth)
Lineage: Eukaryota; Metazoa; Arthropoda; Insecta; Lepidoptera; Plutellidae
Source: RefSeq, a predicted model, not a curated record